AUGGCAUCCCUCCCCCUAGCCUCCGCAGAGCCAGGGAUGCAAUACGCCUCGUGCACCGCGAACGACGGAUGCACGCUGGCCUUCCAGACCUCGCUUCCCGUGGGCCCCGGCGCGACCCUCGACGCGCGGUACGCCACGUGCGUGCUCCUUCUGCACGGGUUCAGCGGGUCCAGCGCGUACUUCACGCGCAACGUCGGCGCCCUCGCCGACGACCACUGGGUCGUCGCCCCGGACCUGCGCGGCCACGGCAACUCCGGGCGUUCGCGCGGGGGGUACCACGUCGCGCGUCUCGCCGCGGAUCUGCGGGACUUGAUUGCGUAUUUGCGCACCGCGCAUCAAAGCGACGAUAACAACGACGACAUCCAAACCCCCAGCGAGGAGGCGAAGCUGCAGAUCGUCCCCGUGGGAUGCAGUAUCGGGGCCGCGGUCCUCUGGACAUACGUCGAGCUGUUCGGCAGCGCGGAGUUCAGCGGGUUCGUGUUCGUGGACCAGGCCCCGCUGCAGGACCGCUCGCUGUUUGGGGACUGGGACGCGUCGCGCGCGCACCUGGGGUGUUACGACGAAGCGACGAUGUUAGCCGCGCAGCGGGCGUGGAUCUACGACUCCGCGGCGACACAUGCCGAGCUCGUGCGCGCGUGUCUCGGGUACCGGUACCUGCCGGACCCGUCGACGGACGAUAUCUCGGACGAGGCGGGGCGGCGGGACGAGGAGUUUUUCGUGGGGAUAAGUCGCCGCUGCGACCAGGCUUGGUUGGCGAAGCUGUUGGCUGAUCAUACGAGGUACGAUCACCGCGAGGCGAUUGAGGAGAUUGCGGUGCCGACGCUGGUUAUGGCGGGCCGCAGGACGGGGUGUUUUCCGCUGGAGGGCAUGAGGGAGACGGUGCGGAGGGUGGAGACGAGUAGGCCUGGGGGCGCGAGGAUGUCGGUUUUCGAGGCCGGGCAUUGGUUGUUUUAUGAAGAGCCUGAACGGUUUAAUAGGGAGGUUGUUGAGUUUGUGGAUAGUUGUACGACGUAA
This is a messenger RNA of Annulohypoxylon maeteangense, 1014 nucleotides long. RefSeq names its product alpha/beta-hydrolase. The coding region runs from base 1 to 1014 and encodes 337 amino acids. The transcript has a single exon. Lineage: Eukaryota; Fungi; Ascomycota; Sordariomycetes; Xylariales; Hypoxylaceae. The record is from RefSeq and is a predicted model, not a curated record.